AUGGACUCUCCAUCAGUGCAGAAGACGCCAUACCUGACGAUCUACCUCCUACCAGCCAUCAUCCUAGCCCUCCUCGCAUACAAAGCCUACACCAUCGCCACCAACCCCCUCCGCCACAUCCCCGGCCCCUGGAUCUCCCUAUGCACCAAUCUCCGCCUCAAAUACGCCAUCCUCACGGGUGAACGAGUCCGCUACAUCCACUCCCUCCACUCACGCUACGGUCCCAUCGUCCGCAUCAGCCCCUCGGAGCUCGACCUCUGCGAUGCCGCGGCCGCCAAGACGGUCUAUAAAAUGGGUUCCCGCUUCAUGAAGACCCGAUUUUAUUCUGUGUUCACGGGGAGUAAGGUUGUGAAUGUCUUUUCGUCUCAGGAUGCUCAGUGGCAUGGUCAGCAUCGGAGACUUACUAGUGCGAAUUUUUCUGAGCAGAGUGUGAAGAAGAUGGAGCCUUUUAUUGCUCAGAAUGUGCAGUUGGCUGUGCGGAGGAUGAGGGAGGAGGUGCAGAGGUUGGGGUAUGUGGAUGUGUUCAAGUGGUUUAUGUUUAUGGCGACGGAUGUCAUCGGUGAAGCAUCCUUCGGAGAGUCUUUCCGCAUGUUAGAGACGGGCAAGGAAAACCAGUACAUCUCCGACCUCGAGACUCUAGCAUCCAAGGGCAUCUACCGCGUCGAACUCGAAGGCCUCGUGAACAUCGUCGCCAAGCUACCUUUCGGUCCAGUGAAAGAAAUCCUCCGCAUUGCCGCUCGAAUGAAUGCUUACGCCGAAGAUUCUGUCCAGCGUUACUGGCGACUUUACAGUGCAGAUCCGGAGAAUGUCAAGCCCACUUUGCUAACGAAAGAAUACGCGGCGGUCGAGGACGGGACCCUAGAGCCCCUCCAGCUUCGCCGCGAUGCCUCGGGAUAUAUCAUUGCGGGUACGGAUACCACGGCCGUCACGGGGACAUAUGCUGUGUGGGAGCUUUCUAAGUUGCCGGAGGUACAGGAGGCAUUGUGUAGAGAGGUAGCCGAUCUGCCCGAGGGAUUCGAUGACGAAAUUCUCAGGACGCUACCUCUAUUAGAUCGUGUGCUCCAGGAGACUCUACGCCUCCACCCGGCAGUCGAGCAAGGCUUGCCCCGAGCUGUUCCGGACGGUGGUGCGGAGUUCGGCGGCUAUCAUGUUCCUGCUGGUCAGGUGGUGGGCAUACAGGCUUACUCCAUGCAUCGCGAUUCAACAGUCUGGCGCGAUCCUGAGACGUUUGAUCCUUCGAGAUGGGAGGAGUCGACGAAGGCUAUGCAGGACAAUUUCUAUCCUUUUGGUGGUGGAAGUCGAGUCUGCCUCGGGAUGCACUUUGCCAAGGUCGAGCUGCGGCAUGCGCUGGCGAACUUUUACCGCACGUUUGACGUGGGCAUGAAACCGGCAUUCGUACAAGGCUUCACUGAGAAGGAUAUGGAAGCUGUUUCGUAUUUCUUGUCGCCGCCGAGAGGGAAGAGGUGUUAUGUGAUGCCAAGAAAAAGUCUGUCCUAG
Messenger RNA from Recurvomyces mirabilis, 1497 nucleotides. RefSeq lists its product as uncharacterized. Gene Ontology annotation, molecular function: monooxygenase activity; iron ion binding; heme binding. The record is from RefSeq and is a predicted model, not a curated record. The coding region runs from base 1 to 1497 and encodes 498 amino acids. The transcript has 6 exons. Lineage: Eukaryota; Fungi; Ascomycota; Dothideomycetes; Mycosphaerellales; Teratosphaeriaceae.